AUGAGCAAUAGUGAAUCGAAUACCCUGCAUAUGGAGCAGCCCGAGACAACAACUCCAGCGGAAUUGGCAGUCUCUACUACUUCAUCAGCUGAUCAAUGGCGAUUAUUUUUAGGUCUUACGAUCCUUGUCGGGUCUUACAUUUUACGUGUCGAGGUCGUGCGAUUUUCUCUACGAGUUGUGCGUCGGAUUAUUCCUGCUUUAUUUACGUGGUUACGGGAGUUUGAGAAGAUGUUAUUACGCCCACUUUCUUGGGUUGUUUUUGUGCUAUUGGCCUGGUUUUCGACGUACGUAAUGGAUCUGGAAUCAUUAAUGGACAUGGAUGCAGGCACUUUACAAGGAAUUGCGACUUUAGUGUUAGGAUUUCCUUUGAUUUGGCUCGUGAUUUCCUUUUGUAAUUACGUGGCAUGGGGAAUUAUUCGUGUGCAAGGAUGGAGUCGAGCUGUGUCAAAAGAUGACGAUGAUUAUAGUCGUGUGUUGAUCAUUACAGAGGGCAUUGGAGUGAUUAAAGUGCUUUUGGUAGUUGCUGUUGUGUCAACGUGCAUCAUUGAUGAGAUUGGUCGAUUUACGGACUUUGAGUCCGGUCAGGUGUCUACGGUUGCGGUCAUUAUGGUGGAGUUUGUGUUUGUGUUUGGUGCGCACUCUUGGCUGAAAAAUAUUAUGGGUGGAUUGAUGUCGCUGCAAGAUGAACAGAUAAAGAGCGGGCUUCAUGUGUCGUUUCAAGGCCACGAAGGGGUGGUUGAACGAUUGUUCUUGCAGGGGUUUUCGCUGCGUCAGUAUGACAAGGGUGUGGCGUACAUUCCCAAUAGUAUCAUGCUAGAAAAUUCGGUGAUGGUGCAGACCAAGAUUCUAGAACGGCGAUGUAUCGUUCAAGUGCAUUUGAGCCACUCGACACCCACGACAGUGCUCCGCAUUUUUAUCCAGGAGCUAGAUAAUUAUCUGAUGCAUCACAUGAUGGAUUGCCGCAUGAAUUUGAAAGCGAACGUUCUUGGACUAGACAAGCCACGAGGUGGGUGGGGCAUGAUAAACGUGUACGAAUCCAACAAGCAGCUUGCGAUGAAAGAAAAUCAACCGCGGGACCGCUUCUGGAUCAGUAUUGAGGCACCGUAUCUUGUACACGUUGUCUAUUAUUCGCAGGAGCGACACAAAAAGAGAUUGUUGGCCGAAAAGACAGAGAUCGUCCUACGCAUUACAGAGCUGAUAACUAAACUCAAGCUGAAUCUACACGGGAAAACAGAAGAAUACACUACGUCAAAUUCUGUAGCCCUUCCAUCAUCGGCUGGAACUGAAGCGUCAGAUGUAAAUGCACGAUACCCGAGCUUUAGCCCAGAUUCGCUUGCUGAAACAUCGAGCCGUCUCCGACGGAGGCGAGCACCGCCGGCAAGUGAGCCACUUGGACAACGCAUUCUGAGUGAUGACAAUAUGUUGCAAUACCGUCGACCUCUUGAAGACCAUGCCGACCAUGUAUAA
This is a messenger RNA of Peronospora farinosa, 1467 nucleotides long. Lineage: Eukaryota; Oomycota; Peronosporomycetes; Peronosporales; Peronosporaceae. The record is from the annotation of a GenBank genome assembly.